AUGUCGACAAGCAAAACUGGACCACGUCUAGAGCCGGUGUCUGCUUCGUGGAUCUCGACCUCAACGGAUCACCACGUUGCUGUAGAUGACGAUGUUGUUUCUUUGCAUGACAACCCCAAUAGGACCUCACCAUUUGACCACGACUCUGGACGAUAUGGAAACGCUGAUGGGAUAACCCAAGAGCAACCACAGGAGAUAUUCGUUUCAGAAGCAUUUUUGCAUGCGCUUACAUUCGAGGUUCCCCAAACGCCGCUUGAGUCUGAUAAAAUAUACAAAAUCAAACUUAAGCAGGAUUACUGUGGGCUUGAAUUUUUGGGGAAGAUCCCGAACUUUUCUCGACCUUUCCGCUCGCUGCCAUCAGCGCGAGCCAAAGGCAAUACACCUCCCGGAUCCCAGACCAUGGGGAAGGGGCCAAACUUUCAGGAAAGCAACGAUAAUAUAUCCUUGGUUAUGCAGGAAUCAGAGGCUCUUCUAGACCACCCUGACUCUGAAGCCCAGUCUUUAGAUCACUUCCAGAAGGAGGUCUCGAGCAGCACUUCAGACACAUCCAUGACACUACGAGAUCUUAAUGAGAAUCAUCACCAGUUAAUACAGCCAUGUGGCCAACCUCUGCUAAAUACGGCACACCCAUCCGGACCACCUCGGAUCCUCAAUCACUGUCCCGACGGUUAUCCAAAUGGUCCAAGUAAUCUAACUCCUCUCGUUUCUCCUGAGAAUCCUGAGAAUCCUCCACCGCCAGAACCACCACCCUUUGGACAACGACCAUCGAGUUCUGCGCCCAGGACGCCAAAGCAUCUGAUGGAUCAUGUACACGCAUCCCAUAAUAAAACCUCCUCAAGAAACUCUAAUAACUCGUCCACUCGAAGCAAGCUCCAAACAAUGGACAUGAUUCAGAAAGCAGAAAAAAGCCGAAUAUCAUCGUGGUCAAAGACUUUCAAGCAAGUCUUGAAUUAUCUUCCGCGAAGGCAAAAAACAGAAUCAAAUCACGAAGACACACCCCAAGUUGGGCAUGUCGAUACCGAUCGCGAAAACCGGAGAAGUCCUACGAAUAUCUUUCAAACGGGGAGAGCAGCCCAUGGUGAAAACCAAUCAAUUACGUCGGACGUUUUCACAAGGGAGACAGAGCGCUCGACCCCAAAACCACCAACAUCCGUUUUGUCCAAUGCCAGUUCUUCCAUCGAGAAGCCUCGCUUGCCUCUUAAAGUAGCAACAACGCCACUCACCACUUUAAAGGAGUUUCAUUGCACGUUCUGCCUGAUCCAAUGUGAAGACAAGGGAGAUUGGCUCAGGCAUGAAAAAAAUUUCCACCUGGAAGACCUAGAAAACUUCAGCCAACCUUGCAAAGGGAAAGAAGCAAGGCCCGAUGAAACCAACUCCUUGGGUUCGAGGUUGAGCAGAGGUAAAGAUAGCCGCCGGCUUCUAACAAAAUCACAACCCCAAUCAUCCAGCUCCUCUCCCCGCCGCCAGCCUAGCGCACAAAGCGCUGGAGUCAGUGUCUACUCCAAUCAACACAGCGGGCGGUCAGGAGCCGCCAACAUAUUUUGGAAUUGCGGCUUCUGCAACGAACUUCUCCGCUCUUGGGAAGACCGACAGAUCCACCUUGCUGAACAUUUCAGCAACGGCAACACCAUGCGACUGUGGGAUCCCAUGAAAUCACCAUUCCCGUGGCGGAAGGGGUCAGCCAUGCCCGUCGACUCCCCACCAUACUGGGAUCUUCAGUCGCUACUCACAUUACAGCGCCCCACGCUACAAGAUUCCAUAAACCAGAUCGGUACCUCUGCUGACCAGCGGGGAACAGCAGCAAAGCCCUGUAAGCUCUGCCACGUGCUGCACCCCAGCCUCGAGCAUUACGAUCUAUGGCACCAGCCCAGAGACACUUACACGUGUCCGCGGAUCACUGAUUUUACAAACCUUGCCGAUUUCUUCGAUGAGGGUGAGGAUGAACAUGGCGAGCUGGUUGUGGACUGGUGCAAUGCCUGUGACGAGAGGUUCGAUAGGCCCCAUUACCUCGACAGGGACGUGCGCAUGCAGCACUUAUGGGAUUUCCAUGCCUUCGGUGAUUGUGCGGGUUGGCAUAGCUGUCUCGAUGAGGGCCAGUUUGUGUUGCAUCUAGCGAACACACAUGCUGUUAAUAUCGAAUUCAUCAGGAAGCUAGUUCACCGGUGUAGGGGAAUUGGGGAUACGCCAGCAUCGAUGGCGAUGGGCAGCGAUUCAUGA
This is a messenger RNA of Histoplasma capsulatum G186AR, 2217 nucleotides long. RefSeq lists its product as uncharacterized. Lineage: Eukaryota; Fungi; Ascomycota; Eurotiomycetes; Onygenales; Ajellomycetaceae. The transcript has 4 exons. The record is from RefSeq and is a predicted model, not a curated record. The coding region runs from base 1 to 2217 and encodes 738 amino acids.